AUUCUAACGCGAAAGCAUAGUAAUUACUUCACAGAACUUAAAUUAUGAGACAUGGAAAAGGACUUAGAUCCAGAUAUAAUAAAGUCAACCCAGUUGUCAUUGGGCAAAUAUGUUAAACGACCACCGCUCAGUGACAAACUACUGAAGAAGCCACCUUUCAGAUUCUUACACGAUAUUGUGACGACGGUAUUAAAGACGACAGGAUUUUUUGGAAAUUUGUUUGAAGACAGUGAGUUAGUAUCGGAAAAUGUUAAGGAUAGAGAUAGUAAAAUAUUAUUUCUCAAUAAAGUGAUAUUUGUUUUGGGUAAAACAACAGGAAAAUCGAUCGCUGCAAAACCGUCGAAAAUAGUUGCUGGUCAAGAACCUGAAAAAACUAAUGAAUUACUUCAAUGUUUAGCCCAGGCACUCGAUGAAAAAUUAUCUUCAGAUGAAGCUGUAAAAAGUUAUAAGGAAAGCUUAAAGUCAACUCAAUUAUCCGAUGCAAAAAAUAAAGAGCCAAUCAAGUCAAUAAAGAAAACUAACGAACCAAAAAAGUUAACAUCUCGUAGCACCGAAAAAUUAACUAAUCAAAAGAAUGAUGGCGCGCGGCCUACGGCUAAACAAGAUAAAGAUAAAGCCAAUGAUGUCAAACCAAAAAGAAAAGAAAAUGGGUCGGUUAAGACUGAUUCUCAGAACUUGAAGAAAACACAGUCAUCAAAAACAGUGAACUCCAAAGCUGGUAAAGACAAUAAAGCACCGAAAGAGGAUAACACAAAUACGCGCCAUAAAAAUAUUUCUUCAUCGAGUUCUAUAGAUCAAGGUCAAAAUUUGUCAAUUAAAAAUGAAACACAGGAAUCUGAUAUACUUAUAGAAAAAGACGAUCAAUUAGAAAAAAACGUAAAUAAGAGCCAAGUUCUAAGUCCUAAAAGAGUAGAGCAGGAUGAUGAAGGGAAACUAAAUACAUCCUACACAAUUGCCGAAAAUGAUUUAAAUUCUUCAACAUCAUCAAAUGAUUUAAAUGACAUUGCAAAUAAUGAUAUCAAAGAUCAAAUGAACUCCCAAGAAAUAGAUAUCAAAAAUGAAUCAGAAUUCAUUGAACCUGAUCGCCAAAUGCAGACUAAUAACAAUUUAAACGAAAACGAUUUAAACGAUAACAUGAAGAUGAAAAGUGGUGAUUCGGAUAAUAUAAUAGCUCAAGAAAGGAAAAAGGACCAACUUAGUAAUAAUGAAUUCGAAAAUAAAUCUGUAAUCUCUGAACAAGAAUCUGCAUCUCUAGUAAAAGUUCCAAUGUCAACCACAAGUGAAUCAAAAAAUCCACGACCGCUAAGUGUAAGGCCUUCCUCUUCUAGACCCGGAGCUCCGCGAAUGAGAGAAAAGCUUGACAAUGUUAUAAAAGAUUCCGAUAAUCUACUAUUGGGUAAAGUAAACAUAAUUGUGGAAAACACCCAGAACGAAGAGGAAGAAGAAACGAACCUUUUAAUGAUGGCAAAUCAGGGAAACACGGUCACAAGCCCUGAAGAUAACCAAGACAUGCAAUUGUCAUACACAUCUAAUGAACAUGGACACCUUGUACAACAAAUUUUAGAUUCUCAAAAGCAACUGUCUCAAAUAACAGGAAAAACAGAAAUUGAAUGGCAAUUUGGAGCUCAAAAGGCAAGAGAGGCGGUAAACCAAGAAGUAGAACAACUUCGGUUUAAUAUCCAAGCUAUGUCUCGGGUCGCUAAUCCCCUUGGGAAAUUACUAGAUCACAUCCAAGAAGACGUAGAAGUUAUGCGUCAGGAACUUCAGCAGUGGUCUAAUAUUUAUGAAGAUGUAACAAAGGAGAUGCAAAAACAAAAGACAAUAAACGAAGACUCAUUGACGCCAUUUCACACUAAAUUAAAACAAACAGAACGGGACAUUGAAGAGAAACAUGAUAAAAUAAAUGAUCUCAAAAUAUUGAUCCAGAAAAAUGCUUUAAGAAUUGAGAAGUUAUUAAUGAGUGGGACUGUGCAAUACUAAAUAUUAUGUAGAUUUGAAAUAUAAUAAAAUUAAAUACAAUCUAAUGAAUUGUUCUAUUUGAUCACAUCAUUAUGUAGGUAGCUCCCGUUCC
Messenger RNA from Spodoptera exigua (beet armyworm), 2071 nucleotides. The record is from the annotation of a GenBank genome assembly. NCBI's taxonomy places the organism in Eukaryota, Metazoa, Arthropoda, Insecta, Lepidoptera, Noctuidae.